This is a messenger RNA of Rhinocladiella mackenziei CBS 650.93, 2295 nucleotides long. RefSeq lists its product as uncharacterized. The transcript has 2 exons. Gene Ontology annotation, cellular component: extracellular region. The record is from RefSeq and is a predicted model, not a curated record. Gene Ontology annotation, molecular function: N-acylsphingosine amidohydrolase activity. Bases 1 to 2295 code for a protein of 764 amino acids. Gene Ontology annotation, biological process: sphingosine biosynthetic process; long-chain fatty acid biosynthetic process; ceramide catabolic process. NCBI's taxonomy places the organism in Eukaryota, Fungi, Ascomycota, Eurotiomycetes, Chaetothyriales, Herpotrichiellaceae.
AUGGCACGGAGAUCUUUUGCCCUUGUUCUAUACACUCUCUGUCUUAUUUUGCUUACGGCUUUCCUAUUGCCUUGCUUUGUUUUCCAAAAUGGUGCUCGAGACGAGCAUUUCUUCCCAUUCAAGCUUCCGAACGGGCGACAAUAUGACGAAGCAGCCGUGCAGGGUGACUACUUGGUGGGGGUUGGGAGGGCGGACAUUACUGGGCCGGUUGUUGAAAUCAAUCUGAUGGGAUACGCUGAUACGGAUCAAGUGGGAACCGGCUUGAGGCAGCGGAUCUACUGCAGAGCCUUCAUUGUCGGAAGCCUGUCGCACAACUCCUCUCGAAUCGUAUACCUUAUCCUUGAUACUCAAUCCGGAGACACGGCUAUUCGGCAUGGCAUCCUGGAAGAGCUCAAGAAGUUGGGUCCCGAAUAUGACAUGUACAACAAGAACACGGUCGCCGUGACGGGGACACAUAGCCACAGCGGACCUGGAGCAUGGUUAAACUAUCUCUUGCCACAAAUCACGAGUAGAGGAUUCAGCAAGGAGAGCUAUGAGGCUAUUGUCAAUGGCUCUAUACUUGCAAUACAACGGGCACAUUCCAGCCUUGUGCCAGGUUAUCUCAGCUUCGGACGUCAAAAGAUCUCAAAUGCAAAUAUCAAUCGCAGCCCGUACGCCUAUCUACAAAACCCGAAGACGGAGCGACAUCGGUACACUGAAGAUGUAGACAAACAUCUGAGUCUCUUAAAAUUCGAGACAGCUGAUGGUCACCCUCUGGGUAUCUUGUCUUGGUUUCCGGUUCAUGGGACUUCGCUCUAUCAGAACAAUACUCUCGUUACUGGCGACAACAAGGGCGUUGCAGCAUAUCUACUCGAGGAGUAUAUGAAAGAAAAGAAUCCAAACUUUACAGCGGGCUUUUCUCAAGCAAAUGUUGGCGACACAUCUCCGAAUAUUCUCGGGGCAUUCUGUGAAGACACUGGCCUUCAAUGUUCUUUCAACGACAGUACUUGCGGCGGCCGCACUCAACCUUGUCAUGGCCGUGGACCAAUGUUUAGAUCCGUGGACCAAGGAACAAAAUCCUGCUUCGAGAUUGGGAGCCGUCAGAUGGCAGCAGCCCGAGACAUCCUAGAUAGCGACAACCUAGAACGAAUACCAGCAUCAACAGUAUCCUUCUUCCAUACAUAUGUCAAUUUCUCGUCGUUCUCCUUUACAUCACCCUACAACCGGUCUCAACACCUGAGGACCUGUUCUGCGGCACUAGGGUACGGCUUUGCAGGUGGAACGACGGACGGUCCCGGAGCAUUCGACUUCUCUCAGGGGACGAAUGACACUGACGAUUCUCCAUCACUCAAAAAUCCUCUCUGGAAACUGGCACGGGAUUUCGUUCACAACCCAACAGAUGAGCAGGUUACUUGUCAGAAGCCAAAGCCCAUCCUGCUCGACGUAGGAGAAGCCGACGAUCCUUACGCAUGGUCUCCAAACAUUGUUGACAUUCAACUCCUGCGGAUAGGCCCACUCAUAAUCAUCGUUUCGCCGGGUGAGGCUACCACAAUGGCAGGACGCCGCUGGCGUGAUGCGCUGGCAGCCGCUGCUCCAUCCGUCCUGAGCGUUGACGAACCAAAAGUCGUGCUCGGUGGCCCUGCCAAUACCUACGCACAUUACAUUACAACGGAAGAGGAAUACGCCGUACAACGUUACGAAGGUGCCAGCACUCUCUACGGAAAACAUACUCUGGAAGCCUAUAUCAAUCUCACACUCACCUACCUCCCUUAUCUGGGUUCAGAAGAUGAACGGUCUCACCUUGACCGACUUCCUCCGGGUCCCAGUCCUCCCAUCAACGUCAAUAGCUCGUGGUCAUUCAUCACACCAGUAGUCGUUGACAACGCUGGUCUGCUUCGAAAAUUUGGCGCCACUUUGUCAUCUCCUGAUCCAUCUCAAUCAUUCACACCAGGUUCAAUCGUCAAAGCACGAUUCGUCGGGGCGAACCCGCGCAAUAAUUUCCGCCUCGAAGGCACAUUUGCGGCCGUGGAAAAGUUUGAUUCUUCAGCUGGUCGUUGGGUUGAAGUCCGUUCCGACCGUGACUGGUUUCUGGUGUAUCGAUGGGAGAGAAUCAGCACCACCCUCGGGACCAGUGAGGUCCAUAUAGAAUGGGAGAUAGAACCAGGCACCGAGACUGGCAUGUACCGAUUAAAAUACUAUGGCGAUCGAAGAUCUCUAGCGGGCGAAAUCACCGCGUUUGAAGGGACAAGCGGUGUCUUCAAUGUCGCAGGCGACAGCACAAAGACUAUGUUUUGGGAUGAGCUCGUCCGCUUCUGA